Molecule: messenger RNA, 948 nt
Organism: Didymella exigua CBS 183.55
Lineage: Eukaryota; Fungi; Ascomycota; Dothideomycetes; Pleosporales; Didymellaceae
Exons: 1
Coding region: 1-948 (315 amino acids)
Molecular function (GO): ubiquitin protein ligase activity; zinc ion binding
Source: RefSeq, a predicted model, not a curated record
AUGGACCCGGCAACCUUACCACCCUCGAAACCGACGCGCAAACGAAAGGCAGCUGUGAACUAUAGCGAGUAUGGCGAGAGCAACCACGAGGAUGAAUAUCAAUUGCCCGUCCAGAAGUCAAAGAAGGUGAAAAGGGAGGAAGAAGCGCCGAAGAGAUCCAAGAAGGGCAAGAAGGCAAAGGGCGAUAACGAGGCACCGCCUGAAGAGAAGCGUCUCCGCCGACACCGCGCACGAGCACCGGGCAGCUAUCUCGAAGUCAAGAAUCGCGCCCUCAUACAACGUCUGACCGUCCUGUCACGCGAGAGAUGCGGUACCAACGAGCUCCCCGAGGAGAAGGUGGUCAUUGCCGGCUCAACAGGCAAUGUGUACACCGUCAACGUUGGCCUCAUACCUAGCUGCGACUGCCCGCACGCCCAAAAGGGCAACCAAUGCAAGCACAUUAUAUAUAUAAUGUUGCGUGUGCUGAAGGCACGAGAAGACGUUGCAUGCCAGCUGGCGCUCACGGGCACUGAGCUGCGUGAGCUGAUCAAGAAUGCGCCGCUCAUCCCUGGUGUCGAAACAGACGGCAACGACAGGCCUGGCGAAGAACAGGACGGCAACCGCAAAACCAUCGAGGGUGAAUGUCCUAUCUGCUACGACGAGCUCGACUCCAGGAACGACGAGAUUGUAUACUGCAAGACGAGCUGUGGAAACAACGUGCACAAGGCUUGUAUGCAGUCGUGGAUUCAGGUGGCUGCGAGGGGCAGGGCAACUUGCCCGUACUGCCGUGCGACAUGGGAUACGGAGGAGGCCUUCAAUGGUACCCUGGGCAAUGUCAAUACAAAGGGAUUGCAGAGGAACGACGAUGGGUAUCUCAAUGUUGCGGGCCAGCUCGGUUUGAGCGGCGAGAGAGACCACUCGACCUACCACCAGUUUUGGGUGAGACGACAAUUUGGUCGCGGAUAUUGA